UCACAGAAAUAAUGGAGGACUGUCUUUUCUACCCCGACCGAUGAUGUCUGUAUUUCUACUUUAAAAGACUUGACCGAGGACAAAACGACUCGUCGACACUUCAUUCAACAGUUGAGGUUGAAGUAUCAAUCUCAAGAUGACUGCUGACAUGCCAGUCCAAAGCGUAGGCUCCAGGUUAAUGACCUUCACGCCCUCCAAAGAGGAGUUCAAGGAUUUCAACGGGUACAUUGCCUACAUGGAGUCAAAAGGGGCACACAAAGCUGGAAUGGCAAAAGUGAUUCCACCUAAAGGCUGGAAACCAAGGCGGUCUUAUGAUGAUAUCGAUGACCUGGUUAUUCCCGCUCCAAUUCAGCAGGUGGUGACUGGCCAAUCAGGACUGUUUACACAGUACAACAUCCAGAAGAAGCCAAUGACUGUACAUGAGUUCCGCAAGACCUCCAACACGGACAAGUUCUGCCAUCCGAGAUAUGUGGACUUUGACGUGGAAAGAAAGUUUUGGAAGAACCUGACUUUUAACCCACCCCUCUAUGGGGCUGAUGUCAGUGGAACACUUUAUGAUCCA
Messenger RNA from Labrus bergylta (ballan wrasse), 562 nucleotides. Lineage: Eukaryota; Metazoa; Chordata; Actinopteri; Labriformes; Labridae. The record is from RefSeq and is a predicted model, not a curated record.